AUGAUGGCAGUCGCAUGUAAAUCUAUGUUACAUUCAUGUUCGUCCUCGCAUCUUGUCCUCCCCUUCGCCUAUGUUCAAGCUUGCCGCCAGAAUCCAAAUGAAAUUCUUAUAUUAUCAUCUGGAAUUCUUUCACAAAGUUUUACUCAAGAUGAAAUUCUAUGUGAAUCAAUUGAUUUUGCUUUACCAUCUUGCUUUUAUGAUCAACAUAAUAAAAAUAUUUCUUUAUGUCAUCGUAAAUUAUCUUCAAAUUUAUAUAAGGACAAAUCAAUUGAUUUCAAUUUAUGUAAUUAUGAAAAUAUUCAGAAAUAUCUUCAACUCAAUACUCAUCAAAAUGAAGAUGCUAAAUUAGAUAAAGAUUUAUCAUUUCUUGAUAAUAUUAAUGAAGAAGAUUUCGUAACAAAUAUUUGUGAUGAAUCAAUGAAAUUUUCACAAUUUAAUAAUCAAAUAGAUUUUAAUGAAUUAUGUUUAUGA
Adineta steineri is the source of this 471-nucleotide messenger RNA. Lineage: Eukaryota; Metazoa; Rotifera; Eurotatoria; Adinetida; Adinetidae. The record is from the annotation of a GenBank genome assembly.